AUGAGCGACGCCCUCAAGAUUGCCGUGGCGGCGGAGAUCAAGGGCCUCAUCCGGAAGCGCGGGAAGGAACCCGAUUGCAAGGCCGCUGUGCAGGCGUGCAAGGAUUCCGGAAUGCAGGUCCUCAAGCACGCCAAGGAAAUCUGUGCCGACCUGGACCCCCGACCGAAAGUUGACUUGAAGGAAGUCCGAAAAGCUCUUGCUGAGGAGAGCCGGCGCUACCAUGCCCAAAUCGCCGAGGAAGAGAAGCUGUGGGCUAUAGAGGAGCAGAAGUGCCUGGCGCUGGCGGAGAGCACCAAACGAUCGCAGGCAAAGGUACAGGCCCACAACGAGAAACAAGCGCACGGCCACGUGCCCUCGUUAACAGGCAACAAAGAAGUGCGUGCACUCCUGGAGCCGCUGGAUCAGGACGAGGAAGAAAGCGCGGCAGCUAACCCGUCCCUGGACGGGACCGAUACGUGCAAGCGGGUGUGCGACGAAAUUGUGGCGUCGACGAACCACAUGAUCCUCAACGCCACGGCCAUCGGGCGCUGUCUGCAGGAGAUGGGCUCCGGCGUCGCCGACGCCCAGGAGACGAAAGAGAGGCUGGCGCAAGUGUUCCGGCAGGUGUCCCUCAAGAGCUACCCUAACGUCAACGACCCUAAGGCGGGAAUCGCGGCGAUGCUCAAAUGACCUACCUCAUCGCCUGUUGUUGUUUUGCGAGCUUGAUGUUUCACACCAGGACAGGCGUUUUUUUGUCGAAAAGGAGCAUCUGAUGCUGCUCGAAAGUGUCCUGUCGAGAAACAGUUCCCCAUUGAUGUAUGAUCACCCGGUCUUGCGCUGGCAACCAAGCCCGAUGUUGCCUUGGAGAGGACUGUGAUAUCUUACGUCAUGCGGACGUACGUUGGUAUCUUCACCUCCCUAGCUUUUUCGAUGGCGUGAGUCCAGUAUUGGAUUCAAUCUUAGUCUUCUCUUCCCAUUCAUGAUGGCUCGGGGAUUCUGUCCUUCCAAAACCCUAAGAUAGAGUUUUAUCAUUCUAUCGCUUUUAGAGUGCUCUCCUCCAGAUUUACAUGUUUCGUCAGCCACCGAGCACACUGAAACGGAGCGAGGAUACAUACGUGUGGGCGGGGGCAUGGAGUAUUUCGUCGGGAGGGCACAGGCGUGGAAUGUCGGUAUUGUUUCACUCGCUUUGGGGGCGGGGGUUUUUCUCACGCGGAGCUGUUGCUGCGACCGCCGCUGCUCAGUUUUCGAUGCACUAUCUUCAACCAUUGCGUGCUUCGAUGCAUGGAUUCCGUUCGAGUGGGGAGGGACUCGCAGGGCGAGCACUGCGGCUGGAAGGGUCUCGCAGGAGCGAAAUCGUGAGGGAGGGGAGCUUCUCGUUCACCCAUGUGUUGUUUCGUGUUCACAAGUAGGUGGGUGGAGCUGUGUGCCGCUGUACACACGGUGGCUAUCGUGAGUUGUACCAUAGGGGUAAGCGGGGAGGUAGUAAGUAUUCCGUUCUUUGCAGUCCUUGGGAGUUGGCUGUUGGGCAGACCUCGAGAAGAACGGUUGUUUCGCCGCGGGCUAGCGGUACCCGGAGAGGGAGCGCAAGCGCGGGGUAGCUCUGGGUUGCUUGUUCCCUCCCGGCAAUGCACGAAGCAAGCUGUACAGGCGUUUUCUAUAUUUGUUGUAUUGUUGGUAGCAAAACAACGGCUUCUUGAUUUUGUUCAUACGCUGUCGGGCACGGUGCGGGGGGUGAGCUGGGGGGGAUAAUGCCUCUGCGAUAAAUCAGACCAGCGUGCUGUUGUAUUGGUUAAGAUGAGGAUAAUGCAAUCAACUACGGGAUCAACUCUAUCUCAGCGUCGAUGUGGCGGCUGCGUGGGCGCCGAUGCCUGUCGCUUUGGUGAGCUUGACAACACGUGAUUGUUGCAGUGUACAACAGCUCGAUCUCGGAGGUUUGCGCAGUUUCUCGGAUGCGUAAGAAGGUACCCGUAGAUACCACGUCGCCACCCGUACCUGAGGUUUUAAGAAAUUGAGGCCAGAUCCUUGAAAGGUUUGAACCCUUGGAAAGUCU
Ectocarpus siliculosus is the source of this 2029-nucleotide messenger RNA. The record is from the annotation of a GenBank genome assembly. NCBI's taxonomy places the organism in Eukaryota, Phaeophyceae, Ectocarpales, Ectocarpaceae.